This is a messenger RNA of Anolis carolinensis (green anole), 4238 nucleotides long. RefSeq names its product Wnt family member 9A (gene wnt9a). Gene Ontology annotation, molecular function: frizzled binding; cytokine activity. Gene Ontology annotation, biological process: canonical Wnt signaling pathway; multicellular organism development; neuron differentiation. The record is from RefSeq and is a predicted model, not a curated record. NCBI's taxonomy places the organism in Eukaryota, Metazoa, Chordata, Lepidosauria, Squamata, Anolidae. Gene Ontology annotation, cellular component: extracellular region. The transcript is spliced from 4 exons. Bases 68 to 1159 code for a protein of 363 amino acids.
GAGGGCUCCAGACCGGGCUUCGCGGGGGAAGGAACGAGAUGGUCAGCCCGAGCGCCGCGGCAGCAAAAUGCUGGAUGGACACCGCCUGGUGCUGCUCCUGCUCCGCUGGCUCUGCUUCUUCGUCGCCGGCGGGGGACCGGGACCCUCCGCUGCCUACUUCGGGUUGACUGGGAAUGAGCCCCUGACCAUCCUCCCUCUGACUUUGGAAAUGGAGGAAGCUGCCGUCAAAGCCCAUUACAAAGUGUGCGACCGCCUGAAGCUGGAGAAGAAGCAGCGGAGGAUGUGCCGGCGAGACCCCGGCGUGGCCGAGACCCUCAUGGAGGCCAUCAGCAUGAGCGCCCUGGAGUGCCAGUAUCAGUUCCGCUUUGAGCGCUGGAAUUGCACCCUCGAGGGGCGCUACAGGGCCAGCCUCCUGAAGAGAGGCUUCAAGGAGACCGCCUUCCUGUUUGCUAUCUCUUCGGCGGGGCUCACCCAUGCCAUGGCCAAAGCCUGUAGUGCCGGGCGCAUGGAGCGCUGCACCUGCGACGAAGCCCCCGACCUGGAGAACCGCGAGGCCUGGCAGUGGGGUGGCUGUGGGGACAACCUCAAGUACAGCAACAAAUUUGUCAAGGAGUUCCUCGGGAAGAAGUCCAACAAGGACCUCCGUGCUCGAGUGGACUUCCACAACAACUUGGUGGGCAUGAAGGUCAUCAAAGCCGGGGUGGAGACCACCUGCAAAUGCCAUGGCGUGUCGGGGUCCUGCACCGUCCGGACCUGUUGGCGGCAGCUCUCUCCGUUCCACGAGAUCGGGAAGCAGCUGAAGCAGAAGUACGAGACGGCGCUCAAAGUGGGCAGCACCACCAACGAAGCCACGGGCGAGGGAGACAUCUCUCCGCCCAAGAAAUCCAUCCAGGGCCACGGCGACCAAAUCCCGAGGACUACAGACCUGGUCUAUAUCGACGACUCCCCGAGCUUUUGCCUGAUGAGUCGGUAUUCGCCCGGCACGUGGGGCAGGAAAUGUUACAAAGACAAGAACUGCGAGAGCAUCUGCUGCGGCCGGGGCCACAACACCCAAAGCCGCGUGGUGACCCGGCCGUGCCAGUGUCAGGUCCGCUGGUGCUGCUACGUGGAGUGCAAGCAGUGCACACAGAGGGAGGAGGUCUAUACCUGCAAAGACUGACAGGUCUGCGGUAUCAUCCAGUAGAUGUUCUGCAACGAUGGGAGAUGCCACCCGAAGACGACCAUCCAUGGAGGCAAAACAGGGUCUUGGCAGAUUUUUGGGUGGUGGAAAUGGUGGACCGAAGGCUCCAAGAUGAUGCAAGCACUUUUUGGGGGUAGUAGUAACCAACUGUAUGGUUUUCUGUGACCUUCCCUCCUUUUUUUGUGCCAGUCCAACUGAUUUCAGCAGCCCAAGAGGAUGGAUGAAAGUGCCUUUCACCUAUAAGGGGACAUUAGUUUUGGAGGUGAUCACCAAAGCCAUCAACAAAAUGGUUCACCUUGACUGGAUGAGAUUGGUUUCUGUCUUUGUCCCUUUCUCAUCUCAUAUCAUUUGCAAACACUCUGAGCUGAAUGAAGGCAUCCUGCUCAAGAGUCGGAGCUCGUGACUUUGAUUUUAUUUCGGUCCUCCUUGUUCCACAGCUGGCUGGGUUACCUCCAUAAAUAGCUAAAGCGAACUUUCCAAUGGAGAACACAAUUUUCAAGAAGCGACGUAAGGAAUGGAGUUCUUGUUUGGCCUCUUCUCACACAUGAACUGAAAUUGGGAAGGGCCAUCUUCUUUGUUGGGUCUCCAGAAGUGGAAACGAAGCCUGCUUUGAAAGCGGGAGGAGCAUUGUGGUCCUUCAGAGAGACUCAGUGGCUAAAGCCACCCGCACUUUGCACCGGACAUUGUGGGAAUCCCUUCCCUGCCUUUCAAAUUGCUCCCUUUCAUUGACAUGCUCCUUCAGAAUCCACUUGUUGUUCACUUGCCACCUUCAUUGUCUACCUUGCCAAUGAUUCAUACCACUAGAGGCCUUCCUAUACACUUCUGUCUCUCCAGAUUGUCUGGUUUCCUUACCGUGUGUCGCUCCCAGGUUGCCCUAUGAUGGCUGCUUUGAAUCCCUAAUAUGGGCUGUAAUUCCUGGUUCUGGAAAGAUAGUUAGACGAGUCAUCUUCUGGGAAAAAAAAAUCCCAUUGCCUUAAGGACCUUUGUUUGUUGCUUCAACUUUGCCUUGAUUUGUAAGCCAUUUGGGGAGGCCACAGGUUGCUUCCUACGAUUCCUCCAUCUAUUACCCACCCAGAGCUCCGUGUGUGCCUUUAACUCUCUCUAAAAAACCACUAUGGGCAUGCAUAUUGGAGACUGAAGGAGAACCAAGAGCAAUGCAAACGUUUUGGAGGCCACGAGUGACCGGGAAUGGGAGAAGAAUAAACCAGAAAUGACCAAAACAACGAUUGAAACGAUGGCUGUGGACUACUCGACAUUCCUUGGUCUGUUACAAUGGGGAUGUUACAAUUUGCGACGGGGCUGCGGCAACUUCAACAAUACUACUUUGGAUCAGAAGCAUCUGCAGGCAAAUCUCAUGGCACCAAAUCAUGUGUCGGGAGUCGCAUGGGCUGUGAGCACCUUCUGAUUCUCCUGUAGUGGCAAUUUCUCUAGUUUAACCAAUGGACUUGCUUUUCCCUGCAAAACGGUCCAAUCCUUUGAGGAUGUUCUCUCUCUUUCUUGGAGCUUCUUUCAAAUAAUAAUGAUAAUAAUAAUAAAGUAGUCACUUGUAUCUAAGCUAUGUUAUUGCACAUGUACCGGGAGCUCAUGCCUUCAGCUGGUCUUCGUCUUUGGAAUCACUGAUCCCAUUGUUAUUAUUGGGGAAGGUGGAAAAGGAGGAAGAGUAUGCUGUUCUUCCAUUUGUUGGUCCAAGAUCCUAUAGAUGUGGAAGAUCUAACUCUUGGGCAUCUCUUUGAGACCUUCAAGAAUUGGUGUCCUCUCCGUCCCGGUGGCUCAGCACCGUUUUGCACCUGAACUGUCACCUUCCACCCAAAAGACAGUCCUGAAGCGAUGUGCAAAUAAUAUUUUACGCAUAACCUUUAAGACUGAUUGCAAGCCUAUUAUUCAGUGUGAAUACUUUAUAUAUAUAUAUAUAUAUAUAUAUAUAUAUAUAUAUAUAUAUAUGCCUAAAUAUAAAUAUUGAACAGUUAUUUAUUAAGUCUUUCAGAAGGACCUUCUUAUGGUUUCAAUGUGGUAUUAUGUUCAGUCCUCUCCUGAGUGUCGGCUUCUCUCUCCUCCAGUUUUGCUUGCACACCGACUUUUGGUCCCCCAAAGGCCUAGCAUUUUCUGCACAGGGAAUAAUACAUUAUUUUAAUAUAUGAAUAUUUCAGCAAUGCCUUUUUUUGGGAUACAAUGCUGUUUUAUGUGCCAAAAAACCCCUAAACAAAAUGUAUGAUUUUCUUGAAGAAUGAAAACACUGUAGAUUUAAUGUAGCUUGAUGCUACUUUAACUGCCAUGGCCCAAUGCUAUGGAAUCCUGGGAGUUGUAGUGUCUUUAGCCUCCUCUGUCAAACAGUCCUGGUGUCUGACCAAACUAAUGUCAAGAAUUGGUCUGGCAUGCUGUAUAUAUAAGAUGUAUAUAUCUGCAAUAAAGUUUAAGCCGCUGUUUACAGCUGAAAACUUAGAAGUUUGAACUUUGUCCCUAUAUGAUUUGAGCUGAUGCCAGAUUCGUCAGGAGAAGGACUGAGACUGAUGGAAGUAAUUCAUCUCUAUUUAACCAAUUCUUGACAACUGCAACUUCCAUGAUUCGAUAGUAUUGAGCUAUGGCAGUUCAAGUGGUGUCAAACUGCAUCUAUUGUACAGUUUGGAUGCACUCCCUAGUGAAGACUUACACAAGUUGACAUUGAAAGUGAAUUCCUAGCACGCACUUGGGGGACUUGUUCAGCUUUUCCAAGUUCUGACACUUCUGGGAGUGUUGUCCAAUCUGUCUAGGUCUCCUGCACUCACCUGUUUUGCUCGAGCGUUGUGUGCAACUCUAUGCGGGGAGGAGAAAUGGCCUCACGGAGAGGAUGUUUUACAGGCUGGUCCAGCGCAUGGUUGCUCAGAAGCUGUGCUCCAUUCACAUGACACAGUUAUGGCGUUAUCAUUCCACUUUGAACUCUCAUGGUUCCAUCCUAUGGAAGACAGCAAGGUUGCAAGUAAAGCUCUUUGGUUGAGAACUAUGAUUGACUGUAGAGCAGUCAUGGGCCAACUUGGGCCCUCCAGGUGUUUUGGACUUCAACUCCCACAAUUCCUAACAGCCU